Molecule: messenger RNA, 1055 nt
Organism: Triticum dicoccoides
Lineage: Eukaryota; Viridiplantae; Streptophyta; Magnoliopsida; Poales; Poaceae
Product: subtilisin-like protease SBT5.3
Exons: 3
Coding region: 58-924 (288 amino acids)
Biological process (GO): proteolysis
Molecular function (GO): serine-type endopeptidase activity
Source: RefSeq, a predicted model, not a curated record
UUUCCGGUCGGUUACAUCACAGCGAAGGACGAACUUGGCGUGAAGCCAGCGCCGGUGAUGGCAGACUUCUCGUCCCGUGGGCCAAACACCAUCACUCCUCAGAUCCUCAAGCCUGACGUUACGGCGCCCGGCGUCGACGUGAUCGCCGCGUACAGCGAGGAAGGUCCGGCAACCGACCUGCCUUUCGAGGACCGCCGUGUCCCCUACAACAUGGUGUCCGGCACCUCCAUGUCAUGUCCCCACGUGGCGGAAGUGGCCGGCCUGAUCAAGGCGAACUACCCUGACUGGAGCCCCGCGAUGAUCAAGUCGGCGAUCAUGACCACCGCAUUCACCGGAGCCAACGACGAGGGCCAAAUCCGGGACGAGACCGGCGCGGCCACCACCCCGUUCAGCUACGGCUCCGGCCACGUGAACCCCGUCCAAGCCCUGGACCCCGGCCUGGUGUACGACACUACGCCGUACGACUACGCAAACUUCCUCUGCUCCAUGAGGCCGACCCAGACGCAGAACCUGCUCCCCUUGUCGAUCCCCUUGCUCCUCCCUCUGCUCGUCGGCGCCAAUGCCAACCCGUUCCAGUGCAGCAUUGGCGCCUACCGCCCCGAGAACCUCAACUACCCAUCCAUCUCCGCGGCUUGCCUCUCCGGCUCCGGCACCACCACGGUGAAGCGCAGGGUGAGGAACGUGGGCGCGGGGCCGUGGCUCCAGUACAAGGUUACCGUCGUGCAGCCGACUGCGGGGGUCAGGAUCACGGUGCAGCCGAGCACGCUGAGCUUCGGUAAAAUCAACGAGGAGAAGGAGUUCACCGUGAAGCUGGAAGUUUACGACACUGCCCCGGCCGCCGGCUACGUGUUCGGCAGCAUUGAGUGGUCGGACGGGAAGCACCGCGUCCGGAGCCCCGUCGUGGCCACCACCAAGUGCGGGUAAGGCAGGGUGAUCAGCUGAGAUUCCUUCAAGCUGGAAUCGGCAAUCAAAAACACCUGUAAUGGCACGCUAAGGUUGACCAUUUGUGUUCGGCUAAACAAAAGAACCGUUGUAAUCUUGUCCCUCCAUGUAUU